Messenger RNA from Vigna unguiculata (cowpea), 1908 nucleotides. RefSeq names its product aspartic proteinase 36-like. Gene Ontology annotation, biological process: proteolysis. Lineage: Eukaryota; Viridiplantae; Streptophyta; Magnoliopsida; Fabales; Fabaceae. The record is from RefSeq and is a predicted model, not a curated record. Gene Ontology annotation, molecular function: aspartic-type endopeptidase activity.
CUGUGAGUUAAUUAAUAAGCAACAUGAAUUGAGCUGAUUUUCCAUAAUCAGCAAAGAAAAAUCUGUGACAAACUUUUCAUUUCAAUUUUCCUCUGUUCUCUGCGUUUCAACUUUCAAUGAACCGAGUCCAUCGCCAUUCCCAUUAUUAGACAAAACAAAACCCAAAACCACACGCAAUUUAAAAACACUAACAAUAAUGCGGUGUUGCAUUCCUAUGCUGUUGGCGGUGAUAGCCGUGCUGGUGUCGGCGGUGCACGGCGCUUUCCUCCCUCUGGAGCGGAGCAUUCCUCUGAGCCACCGCGCGGAGGUGGCGGAGCUGAGGGCUCGUGACAGAGCCCGCCACGCCCGAAUGUUGAGCGGCAUAGUCGACUUUGCAGUCCAAGGAACCUCCGAUCCAAACACGGCUGGGUACGGGUUGUAUUAUACCAAAGUGAAGAUGGGAACACCUCCUAAAGAAUUUAACGUUCAGAUUGAUACGGGGAGUGAUAUAUUGUGGGUGAAUUGCAAUACUUGCAGUAAUUGUCCUCAGUCUAGUCAACUAGGGAUUGAGCUUAAUUUCUUUGACACGGUUGGGUCGUCCACCGCUGCGUUGGUUUCCUGCACGGACCCGAUAUGCACUACUGGGGUUCAAGGUGCUUCUGCUGAGUGCUCCACGAGGGCUAAUCAAUGCAGCUACUCCUUUAAGUAUGGAGAUGGGAGUGGGACCUCAGGUUAUUAUGUUUCGGAUGCAUUGUAUUUUAACUUGAUCGUGGGACAGCCUCCACUUCCACCGGUUAACUCUUCGGCUACCGUUGUUUUUGGGUGUAGCAUCUAUCAGUCUGGAGAUCUAACUAAGGCAGAGAAAGCAGUUGAUGGAAUUUUUGGGUUUGGCCCUGGUGCUCUAUCUGUUGUAUCGCAGUUGUCAUCACGCGGAAUAACACCCAAAGUCUUCUCUCAUUGCUUGAAAGGAGAUGGUGAUGGAGGAGGCAUUCUAGUUCUUGGCGAGAUAAAGGAGUCAAGUAUUGUUUAUAGUCCGCUUGUUCCAUCACAGCCUCAUUACAACUUGAAUCUUCAGAGUAUUGCUGUCAAUGGGCAACUCCUUCCAAUUAAUCCAGCUGUAUUUGCAACGUCUAAUGACCGAGGAACUAUAGUUGACUGUGGUACAACAUUGGCAUAUCUUGUUCAAGAAGCUUAUGAUCCUCUUGUCACUGCUAUAACUACUGCUGUGUCACAAUCUGCUCAGCUAACUAAUUCCAAAGGAAGCCAGUGUUAUCUGGUCACAACCAGUAUAGAUGACAUUUUUCCUUCAGUCAGUUUAAAUUUUGAGGGUGGAGCAUCAAUGAUUUUAAAACCAGAGCAGUACCUUAUGCUUAAUGGUUACCAUGAUGGUGCUGAAAUGUGGUGCAUCGGUUUCCAGAAUGUACAGGAGGGAGUCUCAAUUUUAGGAGAUAUUGUCCUAAAAGAUAAGAUAGUUGUGUAUGACUUGGCACAUCAACGAAUUGGAUGGACUAACUAUGACUGUUCUUCGUCUGUAAAUGUUUCUGUGACUACGAGCAAGGAUGAAUACAUCAAUGGGGGACAGCUAAGUGUCAACACCUCCGCAAUACGAUUUCUUUCUAAUUUACUAUCCGUAAGCAUUGUGGCUCUGUCUUUGUACAUGAUGUUAGUAUGAAAAAAAUUUAAGUAUGUGAAACGUUGGGAAUCAAAGUCAUCACUCGAGAUAAUGUAAAAUUAAGUUUUCAACAUUAAUCAUGGGAAGGUGAUCAAGUGAGAAGUCAAAGAUUUAUGAAUGAAGUAGCUCUGAAGAAAUGGGGAUUUGAUAGAAGCUUGAAAAAUGAAGAUUUUAAUGAAAGUUUCAGAAAGCAAAAUUUUGACAGGACUUUGAUUAGUAGAAAUUUGGAUGGAAGUUCAAAGAAUGAUUGGUUGAAA